Homarus americanus (American lobster) is the source of this 1751-nucleotide messenger RNA. Its product is annotated as zinc finger and SCAN domain-containing protein 5A-like. Gene Ontology annotation, molecular function: DNA-binding transcription factor activity, RNA polymerase II-specific; RNA polymerase II transcription regulatory region sequence-specific DNA binding. Bases 164 to 1363 code for a protein of 399 amino acids. Gene Ontology annotation, cellular component: nucleus. The record is from RefSeq and is a predicted model, not a curated record. The transcript is spliced from 2 exons. Lineage: Eukaryota; Metazoa; Arthropoda; Malacostraca; Decapoda; Nephropidae. Gene Ontology annotation, biological process: regulation of transcription by RNA polymerase II; embryo development.
UGGAUGCUGCAGUAGUCCAUCUCCCGCGCCCCGCCAACACAGCCACGGAAGCUGCACCUCCUCCACGUCUCCUCCGGCAGUGUCUGUGGUUUAGUCACAAGGUGGACCUCCUUGUGGUCGGACGUGUCUGUGUUUGUGUAUCGGUGCUCCGUUUUCUGUAACCAUGGGAACGCCAGUGCCAACAGAGACCAAGGAUAACAGUGCCACGGAAAACGGGAGUUCUUCUGGCGAUGCCCUGGGGUGUGAUCAGCGGGGACUGACCUGGUGUCCGCCCACGUCAUCUCCUUCCCUGGCACCCACCACCUCGUCCCCACCAGCCCACCAGUCAUCAACUUUCGCUAAGGGGACCCACAGUUCGCCUUUCAGCACUCCCUUGUCCAGAGUGCCAUCCGCUUUCCACUUGUUCCAGUCACUACCGUUCCUGCCGUCAGUGAGCGGUGGCAGUGUUAAGCAGCCGAUGCCCCCUCUAGGGGUGGACCCCAGGGUGAUGGGGAUGCUGCACAGUUACCAUUCUCUGGGUCAGCUGCCGUGGGCGGCUCUGGGUGCUGGCGACCUGGCCCUCAACCGUCUCCUGUUGACUCCUGGAGGCCGCCUCAGCCGACCCAAGAAGCGCUACAUCUGCAAGUAUUGUCAACGGGAGUUUACCAAGAGCUACAACCUGCUGAUCCACGAGAGAACACACACGGACGAGCGGCCCUUCCCCUGCGACAUCUGCGGCAAGGCCUUCAGGAGACAAGACCACCUCCGCGACCACAAGUACAUCCACAGCAAGGAGAAGCCCUUCAAGUGUGAGGUGUGUGGCAAGGGGUUCUGUCAGGCGCGCACCCUGGCCGUCCACAAGGCCCAGCACGCCCACGACUCCAUAACCUCGCCGCUACACCUGACCGCGACACCCACAACGUCGCCCACCAUCAGAAACCUGGACUUGAGGGAAAGACUGGCACCCUACCCAACACUGGCCCACCUUCACAGAACUCUAAGUUCAGACCUUCAGGUGUUCCCAGUAACCACGAGGGCUCCAGUCACUACAUUCCCCACAAGCAGCCUAGCGUCAGUGGCUUCCGGAGUUACCGGAGCUGGACAUGAGAAAAAAGACGACCACGAUGUUAUCUUCGUCAUGGCCGGCGACACAGCAGAAGUGGCAGAAGAAAAAGCUCUGGACCUGACGAUCUCCAGGAAGAGAUCAACACCACUCGUCGACGCCAAAGAGCAGCUCUCCGUCGACCACAACAAGAACGUUGUUUAUAAACACAAAGACAGUACCGACGUGACCAGAAGCCCCGGGGCGGGACCGAGGGAAGUGACCAGAGUUACCUAUAGUGAACGUGAACCCAAAUUCUCAGUGACCAAGUUGAACAUUUAAACGUAGUGUAGUACAGUGUAUGGUAUCCUUUAAUACAGACACUAGCAAAUAAUUUAUGUAUACUAGGGAGUGUAUGUCUCCAGGUCCCUCCGACUAAGCUUGUGUAUACCGCCGUGUACCUACGACUGUAUACGUCAUCAUGUGUAUGUGAGGACCAGUGUGUGUAUAUUAUGUACCUAUACACGUUUCUUCUAGGGCAUCCCUCACAGUGUAUACAGUAAAUGUAUAGCACUGAGCUGAGUAUUUCCCCAACACUUGCAUGUGUGAAACUGUUUGUGUAUGUGCUCCAUGUAUAAUUGUGUAUACAUCUGUAUGUACAUACCAACUGUGCUUUGAACAUCCAGUUAACUUCGAAUCUGUGCAUGAAUAAAAAGUUGACAAAUAUUUA